AAUGGUAAAAAAGAGAAAAACAACAACGACGACGGCGCGACGGAAUCACAUGUGUAUUAAGAAAAACAGGAUGAAGAAGAAAACCGAACGUUUUUACGGCGGCUACGGCAGCAUCGUCGUCCGCACAGACCGGUUGCAUCGGUCCGACCGUGUGAACGUUUUUUGCUCGGCAUCGGCGGUCGUGUACGGUUAGUGCAUUCGAACGCGUAAAAAAUUCGUAAAAAAGACUUAUAAACGUAACGUUGUAGUGCGCGCGGUACGUCCACUCGUACGGCCAAAGGUAUCUUCUCACGUGAAAUAUAACGAUGUUAUUUUAUUUUUCCGGACGCUGAGAUGACGACAACUCCGAUCGUCCGCAGCCGGAGUCUACCGUAAUAUUUUGUUCCAGAUGAGACCGGAAAACGGAGCCGAUACAGCCGCGGAUAGGUGACGACGACGACGAGAUCCCGGAGGCGAACAACAAGCAUGGUGAUGCAUCCGAGUGGCGACUACGGCGGUUACGCGGACUGUUACCAGCAAAACGGCGGCCAUCAUUUCUACGAGAGCAUCAAGAACGAGCUGGAAAGCUUCCGGUUGCGGGGUGCGGACGACGGUUUUUCCGCGGCCGCGGCCGAUCUGCUGUUGAACGACGACACGAGCUCGAUCGCGUCCAAGAAACGAAUAGACAGCAUGUUCAGGACCACCGCGUCCGCGGCCGGUGAUGAAAAACGGACGGCGAACGGCCGCGCCACCGCAGCCGCCGCCCGCCGGACCAGGUCGUUGGCUGCGGACGGCAAUUAUGGGUACGCGACGGUGACGGCCGGCGCGGCGGACGCCGACGAUGCCGACAACAACAAGAACAACAAAAACACGGUACAGGAGAAGAUCGAGAAGAUGUUCGCCGAGAUCAGUUCCUCGGAGCUGGACACGGACGUGUCCAUGGACUCGGCCGUGCCCAGCAACAAGUUCCACGUGCAGUACAUAGGGUGCGCCGGGCUGAUGGGCAAGAUAUCGUCGCUGGAGGGGCUCCAGCAACCGGUCCGGGACAUGUAUUUCGGUUACCGGGAAAACCAGCACCAUCGCUACCCGCGAGACGACGACGACUUCGGCGACGGAAAACGACGCGACUUCUCCGGACUCCUAGAGAUAUCGGCCACCGGGUUGAGCAUACGGUACCGGGACGACCGGGGCGACACGGUGCACCGGACCAACCCGUUCCCGACGAUCGCCGUGUGGGCGGCCCUGAAGUACGUGUGCCGUAAACGUUCGUCGCACCCGCAGCGCAGGACACCGCAGCCGUCGGCCGUCGCCGGGGGCUACGAGUACGCGUUCCUGCCGCUGAUCGCCGACCCAGACGGUUCGGACAAGGCGCCGCUGUUCCGCGAUAUGGACGCCGGCGACCGGGCGCGGUUGGACGCGGGCGGCGACCACGCGCCCGUGUUCGCCGUGGUCACGCGUAAGUCGGGCAAACGGCUCGAGUGCCACGGAUUCGCGUGCGAGACGGAGAACGACGCACUGCUGAUGGCGGCCAACCUGUACGGCGCGCUGGUCGCAGCCAUGUCGUCGGCCGUGGAGGACGUUGCUACGGCCGUCGGGGACGCGGACGCCGGGGCGGCCGAACAACAGCGAGCCUUGACGUCCACGCGCCGCGUCAUCCGGCAGCGGAACGGGUUCACCAGCAUGAGCAGUACGGCCGGGUCGAGCGUGUGCGGCGGCGACGUCGCGUCCACCCCGCCGCCGCCACCGCGGCCGCCGCGCAGGAACAAGAAGUCGGUGUCGUCCGCAGCGUCCUCGGUGGCGGGCGACGCGCUGUUGUCCGCGGCCGCCGACGACGUGUGCGGCGACGCCAAAACGUUCCGGAUGACCGUCAGACAGUCGCCGUCGCUGCGGCGGGGCGUGUGCAACAGCAGCUCGCCGCCGGUGACGGUGGACGUGUCGAGAUCGACGCGCAACGACAGCGGCGGUGACAUACUCACCAAAGUGGCCAUACCCAGGAGCAAGAGCUUCCUCAACUCCAACGGGUUAGCGUCGGCCAAGUACUUCAGGCGCGCGGCCGGCUUCGGGUUCGAGACGGCCGCGGCGGAUAGGCGACGUCGCCGUAGUAACGGCAGCAGCGUAAUGGGAUUCUCGGACAUGUUCAACGAGUUGCGCGUGCAGGAAGGCCUGAACAACAUGGACGACAUAUUGAACGCCAUCAUAAACGUGGAGGGCAUGUCGUAUAACGAUCUGAAGCCGAUCUAUCGAGAGUUCUUGAUGAAGCUGUCGAUGACGCUCACUAAAGACGAGCUGUACCACCGGACCAAGGCGAUAAUGACGAAACAGAAGCGCAAACGGAACAAGCAACGGCCCACGGUCGUUGCGUCGGUGGCCGGGCGCGGACGUCGGUGGAACGACAAGCUGCGCGUCACGUUAAACCUGCGGGCGGCCAGGUCGCGGAUCGGUGCGGUGUUCCUGCCGGACUUUUGCAAACGCGACAAACGCGAUCGAACUGCGGCCGAACAACAACGGUCGUGCCCUUGCAACACCUCCGCCGCGAUGCACCGCCACUUGUCGUCCGCGACGGAAGUACGACCGGCAAACCGGAAGUCGAAACGGCGUGCGGUCACGAGAAAACGGUCCGUCGCGCCCGCGGUCAAAGGCCGCCGACUCGUCGCGUCCUCCCCGACGUGCAGCACUUCGGAUGACAGCGAUUUUUUUGCGGCCGCGGCGUUGCGGCAACGACAACAGCUCUUACAGCAACAACAGCAACAUCAGCAGCAGCAGUUGAAGCAGUCACCGUACCGGAAGUCCAAGACACGCGGAGACAUCAAGUGCGCGAGCGGCUCCGGUCGCAGGCGGACGACCGCCGCGACCGUAGGGGCGCCCGAAGCGAGCGGCUGCCCGCGCCCGGCGUCCAGCGGUUACUUCAGCUGCUCCGAGUGCAGCGCGGGAGCGGUCGAGGACAAGUGUUAUUGCGGCGCCGGUGCCGCGGAGCUCGCGUCGCUGGUGUCGUGCAGCUGCGACUCGGACAGCUGCGCGGACAGCGACAAGUGUUACUGCGGCAAGCCGCGGCGGCGUCCGCGCAACAUAUUCGACGAGCUGAAGAGCCGCGGGUUCGCGGCGUCCGAGUCGAGUGUGUCGCGCGCCGACUCGCCCGGCACCGCGUGGAAGAAGAACGAGCUGCUCAUGCUGCUGCAACGGCACGACAGCGGCCCCGGCGGCGGGUCGUCCGCAUCUGCGGCCACGGCCGGCGGUGGCACCCGGUGCGGCGUCGAGUCGUCCAAGAGUAUCGAGUACCUGCAGGUGGCUCGGCGGCCGGUCGUCGACCAGCACUACUCGAGCGUGGUCAAGCCCCCCGCCGGCGACCGGAUGAAGCUGUACGGCGCGUCGCCGUCCAACUCGUCCAUCACCGCGGCCGGCUCGUCGUCGUCACCCGCGUCCUCGCUGUCCGCGGCCACGGUGUACUCGUCGUCGUCUGCCGUGGGCGUCGGUCACCUCGCCGGCAGACGGCGCCGGUCCGGUUCCAGCGGUUCCGACAACUUUCGGGCCAUCGACUACACGCUGUUCGCCACCAACAGCGGUGCCGUCGGUGCCAAGUCGCGCGCGUCCGGUGCAGGUCACCGCUUGUUGCCGCCGUCCAUCGCGUCCGCGAACAAGAGGUCGCUCAGCUCCGAAGCGGUACACCUGUCCGGUUGCCGGGUAUACCAUCACGGCCAACCGCACCGUCACCAGACCAAAUCGGCCGCGGUCAGGCGACAUUCCGUGCAACACGCGGCCGACGACGUACUGUCGUCCUUCUUCAAAUCGGACAUCGAAAACUCGUUGGGUUACUAUCCGUGACGCAUCGGACCCACCGUCCAGACCCUCCCACGCACAACAGAAGCUCUUUCGGGUAGUGCACUUGUUGAUUUCUAAACCAUCGUAGGCACUGCCUUCAGAUAUUAUUUUGAUUUUUACCGUCGUGAAAAUAAUGCGUUUCCUUAGACUUCGGAUAUCUGGUUUUCGCCAACCGUAAUGAAAGCUAUAAAGCGCACUUGUGAUAAGAGACACACGUGUUUCCCUAUGGGGAUGUUUUGAACACGCAAUUUUUUACAUAUUUUUUCACUGCGACUUUUUGAAGCAUCGCUUUUAAAUCGUCUACAGCUCACGGCCACACAAAUAACACUAUUGGAAGUAAGUUACUGUAAUAAUUGUUUUGAUUAUUACGUUUUUCUUUGGUAUAACCGACUAUAGUCGUGUAUCAAUAUUAUUGCUAAUGACGAAAUACAAUUAAUGAGCAAACAAUAUAAUAAACUAACUACUUUUGGUAACCGUAUAAAUAUGAAGGACCCGGCUACUUGGACUAAACUAGUUUACUACCAGAAAAAUUAGAAUUAAAUUGUUGUCUCGAGAGUUUGGAAUGUUGGGAUCCAAUCCAAAAGCUUUGUUUUAUUAUAAUUGUAUUUGUAUAUUAAUUUGUCGUUAAUUGGUUUAUCUACGAGUAAGAUUUUAAUCACUUUUAUUAUUUUUUCUUUAAACUUGAUCUAGCGUAAUUUUAAGUUAAAAAAAAAAAAUUAUUUGAUUAAAUUAUAUUUACUUUAUUACUAUUUUGAAGUAUUGGAAAACUACAUUUCACUAUAAUAGUAUAAUGUAUUGUUAAGACCAUUGUUUUUGUACAUGCAACUCCAUUCGCAUUGUAAUCUCGGUAUAUAAUUUAAUAGUUGCUAAGGUGAUUUAUUGUUCGUGUGAUACUUACUGAAAUAUUAUUAUUAUUCGAGUGCAAUUUAGU
This is a messenger RNA of Sipha flava (yellow sugarcane aphid), 4726 nucleotides long. RefSeq lists its product as uncharacterized. The transcript has 2 exons. The record is from RefSeq and is a predicted model, not a curated record. Lineage: Eukaryota; Metazoa; Arthropoda; Insecta; Hemiptera; Aphididae. The coding region runs from base 466 to 3798 and encodes 1110 amino acids.